AUGGCCAACGCCAGCGAGCCCGAGGAGGUCAGCGGCUCCCUCUCCCAGUCCGCCGCCGCCGCGUCCACCUACAUCAAGCUGGUGCUGCUGGGCCUCAUCAUCUGCGUCAGCCUGGCCGGGAACCUGGUGCUGUCGCUGCUCGUCCUCAAGGACAGGACCCUGCACAAAGCCCCGUACUAUUUCCUGCUGGACCUGUGCCUGGCCGACGUCAUCCGCUCGGCCGUCUGCUUCCCCUUCGUCCUGGUGUCCAUCCGCCACGGCUCGGCCUGGACCUACAGCGUCCUGAGCUGCAAGAUCGUGGCCUUCAUGGCGGUCCUGUUCUGCUUCCACGCGGCCUUCAUGCUGUUCUGCAUCAGCGUCACCCGCUACAUGGCCAUCGCCCACCACCGCUUCUACUCCAAGCGGAUGACCUUCUGGACGUGCGUGGCCAUCAUCUGCAUGGUGUGGACCCUGUCGGUGGCCAUGGCCUUCCCCCCGGUCUUCGACGUGGGCACCUACAAGUUCAUCAGCAACGAGGACCAGUGCAUCUUCGAGCACCGCUACUUCAAGGCCAACGACACGCUGGGCUUCAUGCUCAUGCUGGCCGUCCUCAUCGCCGCCACCCACAUCGUCUACGUCAAGCUCCUCCUCUUCGAGUACCGGCACCGCAAGAUGAAGCCCGUCCAGAUGGUGCCGGCCAUCAGCCAGAACUGGACGUUCCACGGGCCGGGGGCCACGGGGCAGGCGGCGGCCAACUGGAUCGCCGGCUUCGGCCGGGGCCCCAUGCCCCCGACCCUGCUGGGCAUCCGGCAGAACGCCCACACGACCAACCGGCGGCUCCUGGGCAUGGACGAGUUCAAGAGCGAGAAGAGGCUCGGCCGCAUGUUCUACAUGAUCACUCUCCUCUUCUUGGUCCUCUGGUCGCCUUACAUCGUGGCCUGCUACUGGCGAGUCUUUGUCAAGGCUUGCGGCGUGCCUCAACACUACCUGUCCACCGCCGUGUGGAUGAGCUUUGCUCAGGCCGGGGUCAACCCCGUGGUGUGUUUCCUGCUGAACAAAGAGCUGAAGAAGUGUUUGAGGACUCACCUCCCCUGCUGGGGGGCCGGGGGCGCCCAGGUGCCCAGGGAACCUUACUGCGUCAUGUGAA
Molecule: messenger RNA, 1126 nt
Organism: Tachyglossus aculeatus (Australian echidna)
Lineage: Eukaryota; Metazoa; Chordata; Mammalia; Monotremata; Tachyglossidae
Gene: GPR173
Product: G protein-coupled receptor 173
Exons: 1
Coding region: 1-1125 (374 amino acids)
Biological process (GO): G protein-coupled receptor signaling pathway
Cellular component (GO): plasma membrane
Molecular function (GO): G protein-coupled receptor activity
Source: RefSeq, a predicted model, not a curated record